Messenger RNA from Cylas formicarius (sweet potato weevil), 3027 nucleotides. RefSeq lists its product as uncharacterized. The transcript has 11 exons. Lineage: Eukaryota; Metazoa; Arthropoda; Insecta; Coleoptera; Brentidae. Bases 36 to 2969 code for a protein of 977 amino acids. The record is from RefSeq and is a predicted model, not a curated record.
CCAGGUGGUACAGUUUUGGUGAUCGCUUCGAAAGGAUGAAUCCGAGAGUCACUUUCGCGUUUUUCCUGCUGUGUUCCUGCGACGCGGGACUCGCAGGAUGGCUGCGCGGCUGGAGCGAAGAGUUGACGGCCGAGAAACCCAAGCUACGACGUGCGCGCGAUGUCGCCUUAGACAGGGCCGGCUCUGCGCAGGAGGCACAGGGACGGAACAACAUGGACGCCCUCGUAGAGCUAGAUGGGGCGAUAGAAACGGUUCACGAGGCAGGAGCCAAAACUAAACGCUGUCCACAAGCAUCGACGUUGGGUCUGGUACGUUCGUCGUACGGUCGCGAAGAUCCGCUGGUAGGAUCGCCGAACUUCGUAGGUGAUUCGCCGGCGCUCUUGACCAAGAGGGACGCCAACGGCGCCGGAAACAGCACGGAGCGUUGCCAGUUUUGCAGGAAGCAGAUCAGGUGCAGAUUCCUCAAAAAAUGCGAGGCCUGCGAGUCCGUGUGCGAGCUGGCGGACAGAGAGGCGGCGGAUAACCAGAUACUGUCCUUGUCAAGCGGGUUCAAAUCCGAAAACGACAUUUUCUCGAAAACUCUGUACCCCGUGACGACCCUAAGAGACGGCGACACCAAAGAGGUGAUCUGCAAGAUAAUAGGCAUCAGCGACACCUCCGACAUAGACACGGUCACCAUCUGGGUUACCACCAAGUCCAACGAGCCGCCGACCGCCACUAGCAGCAAGAGGUCGAACUGGACACCCAAUAUCAAGCAACUGGCGGGGGCGCCUGAAGCCUCCUCGCCACUGGCCAGCCCCAGGUCUGGCUUCUUGGACGACGACGACAAUCAGCUAAUGCCGCGGGAUGACGCCGACGUCGAACGACGCCCCAACCCCGACGUCAUCGAAGGGCCACCUCCGGAAAUGGCGGCACGCACGCCAUUGGUCGUCGAGCCGAAAGAUUUGGAGUCGGACGAGUCGCCGGAGUCCGAAAAACAAGGUUCCCGCCCCACCGAACCCACCGCCGCCGCGACGGCGUCGACGCCGAAUCACCUGGUGGAGAAAAAGCGGUCCAACCAACUCGCCGAGAUACGAGACGCGUUGGACAAGGUCAAAGAUAUGGUGAAGUCGAUCCAGAGGAAGCCCCCAACGUCCGAAAACCAAGUGGUCGCCGCCAGCCCGCCCCAAGACGCAUUGCCAUCCAAGAUGGUCGACAACCUUCACAAGGUCAACCGGUACGUACUAAACAGGGCGCAGGACGCGCUUGACGCGGUCGGCGGCGAACGAACUGCCCCCGGGAGCGGUGACGAACACUCGGAGAACACGCGCAACGUCAUCAAGGACUUGAAGAAGAUGCCGCAGUUCUUCAUCGACUCGUUCCAGGAUGGCCUCAGCGCGCUGGACUUGCCGAGGAACGCAGAUGGACGAGACGGUGACAGUGACAAUGGGCAACUGCCGCCGACUUCGAUUCGCCCGGAAGCCACCGACGUUCAGCUCCAGCAACGUCUCGACUUCAGCGAAACUUCCGCGGAUCCUCCUGGUACCACGGCGCCCGUCGAAGAUCGAGCGACAUCAGAAAUCCCAGUGGUGGGCGUGACAGAGGACGACAGCUCCUCGGAGAGCGAAGAAACCACGACGGAGACGAAAGCGGCGAAGCAGCGACGCCUGCUCAAGGAAAAAAUCCAAAAGUUCAUGCGAGACCUCAAACCCACGACGACGACAACGACCACCGAACCGACCACCACAACCGAAGUCAAAGAGGAACCCUCGAAAACGCAGGAGAAGGAAGAGGAGAAACUGGCGUCGCCUUUGGAGAAGAUCUUCGUGACGCCGAGGACAGAGGACGGCACCCAGACGCAGUCCAUCGACACUAUCAACUCCAAACUCAAAGCAUACCUGGACAAGAUCAAGACACAACAGAAACAAGGGCUAGGCCCGGAGAAGAAACUAGAGAUGAACAAAGAAGUGCCAAAAUUAGACGCUUUAAAGUACCUGGACGUGGCCAGGGAGGCGAGCGAGCGACGCGAGAAAAUGGCACAGCUGAAGGAGAAACUAGACAAGUACCUGGAAGAAGCGAAAAAUAAACUGCCGCCGGUAGCGAGCAGAAGCGCCGACGGGUUGUCGGAAGUCCUCAAACCGAAACCGGGCAAGUCUUCAGCUGCGAAGUUGGCCGAUCUGUUGCGGUCGUUGAAGGCGGCAACUCCAAAAAUUGUGGAGCCACCGUCGGUUGCAGCGACGAAGAGUGAAGACGCCACGGAAGUUCCCAACCUUCAGAGCCGCAAUCAGUUGAACGGGGCAACCGCGGGUCCGGAUUGGUCGCAGAGUUUGGGCAAAAUCGUGCAGUCUCCAAAACCGGGAGACGUUUUCUUCUCUGGUAACGGCGUCAAGCUUCCGAUGCGCGUGACGAAGAACCCAGACGGCUCGGUCGACUUCUCCGUAGACCUCGACAAGAUGUGCUCGUGCAAAAACUCUACGUGCCCGAAAGACCACGCGGCAAUCGAGGAAACGGUCGGGGAGAUACUAGAAAAGGAGGCGGAACUGCAAGACCAGCUUAAGUCGUCGACAACGAAGUCCGAAAUAUUUAAACGGUCGCCGAUAAUCGAAGGCGCUUUGACCAAACCGCGAUCUUUGGAUGAUGUCAUUCAGGCGUACGCCGACAUGGACGCGACGGUGAGGAACAACUUGAAAGCGGUCGAGAACAAUUUGUUAGCUACUGGCGACGCGGAGAGCUUGAAAAAUAAACUGAGCGCGCAGUACGACGACAUUUUGAGAGCCGGCCAGCUCAACAGAGUCGACUUUUUGCAGAACAAACUCAAAAAGCUCGACAACGAAAUCGAGAAAUAUUACGACGACAGCGAAAAGAUCUUCGUCGAGGAAUCUAAGAAGCUGUUUGGCCACAAGCAACGGCCGGCCGUUAAAGAAGAGAUGAAUAUUAUCAACAACGUGCUAUCGUGGGUCAAAAGUCUAUCGCAGAACACGAAAAAGUAGUUUCGUCUCCGGUGUCACAUUGGUUUUAAAGGGUAUCUGUUUUUUAAAUAAAGUUUUA